CUUCAUACUACACGCACCACCCUUCAUCACAAUGCAACUCCAAUCGUCCCUCGCAAUGGUCGCACUAGCCCUGACUGUCGCUGUCAAAGCCGACUUCCAGAUCUACAAAGUGGAUGGCUACGACGUCCUGGGCGCUGAAUGGGAUGGCUGGCAGGUCUUCGAUGGAGAACCCAGCUGCGACGAUGUCAACAACCAGUACAGAAGUCUCGGCAACUCCGCGGAUGUCUCUGGCACCCCAGGCAUUCGAUGCAAAGGAUGCGGCGAUGGUGCCACCGAGGACGACAUCACUGAGCUGGAGAUCAACGGCGAUGACUGGGGUCACUACACUAUCUACAAGGACAGGGGCUACGUGCUUGAGCCUGCGGGUGGCGGUGCAACUGCGGGAUCCUGCACAUACGACACCGGCGACGAGUUCACCUGCACCGGAGCUGUGACUUCUAGCGGCAAGAGAGCGUUCAAGUGCACUUCUGACUUGAGCGGCAUCAGGGCCAGGGGUGCGUAGGGUUGACAUGAGGUGCUGGACCUGCUGGUCGAUCAUUUUGUUGGCAGAGAUUGGAACAGGAAGAAGACAACAACACUCUUUUGAACU
Messenger RNA from Zymoseptoria tritici IPO323, 589 nucleotides. RefSeq lists its product as uncharacterized. NCBI's taxonomy places the organism in Eukaryota, Fungi, Ascomycota, Dothideomycetes, Mycosphaerellales, Mycosphaerellaceae. The coding region runs from base 32 to 502 and encodes 156 amino acids. The record is from RefSeq and is a predicted model, not a curated record. The transcript is spliced from 3 exons.